AUGCUAAAGCAGCAGGGUACAAUAAAGAAAGUUAAGCUGAUUAGCGAAAAAAGAAGGAGCGAAAUAUGGGGAAAAUUUUUGACGCAACAAGGAGAAUAUACGGAGUGGUAUUGUAUCACCCGAAAAAACUGUAUAUUGAUACGCCAGAUUUAUUAUAAGUCACCGAUAUUAUAUUCCUGUGGAUUUCGCAGUGGCUGUAUUAUUGUCGAUGCUUGCAGUCUGCCAUUUCGGGAUGGAAGCGCAGGUGUGGUAGUGGCAGUGAACGAUGAACAAAAUGAAGAAUAUUUUCUGGCAUAUUAUAGCGUCAAAAUGGGUAGAGUUGUCAAGAAAAUACUGAUGCGCAGAAAGAUAACUAAAGUUGUGACGGUUUUGGAUGCAACAAAGAGGAAUAGAAUUGAAUUAUUGCAUGAAAAUUUAAAGGAUUUUUCACAUUUGAUCGCAGUUGGCGCCUAUGGUGGGGAUUGUUUUUUGGUACACUUCGGAAUCGAUUUACCUAAUUCGUCUGAUGUAGAAUUGCAAAAGCCAGAGUUUUGUAGCAAUUUAUGCAAACCUUUUAUUUCUGAUGGAAGAUUUAAUUUCGUGGCCAGUAACGGUGCAACAUAUCCUGUUAGUGUUGAUGAAAUACACGUUACAGCAAUAACUUACUUGGAACGAUGCAAAACAGUUGUGAUUGGUUUUUCUUGUGGUGCUUUCAUCACCGUCAAUCUUCUCAAUGGCAAUGAUGCAUCAUAUUAUUAUUCGUCUUCUCCAGUUUACAAUUUUUCAUGCCAAGAACCAAUGGAUGAUCCGCGUCCUGUAUUAUAUCUCUGGGUUGCUUAUUCUAAAGGAAUACAAAAAAAUCCACAUGUGAUAUUGUUUUUAAUCAAUUUUCCAAAUGAUGAAGGGCAUCCUCCUAAUGAGUGGACUUUCAAUGAUUUGAUGAUUAUAAGUUACCUGACGUGGUAUCCUGAGAACUGUACUGAAUGGCUUUCUUUCCGAACUAUUGUAUCAUCUUUUAAAGAACAUACUGCAAGGAACGGCAUUUCGGAACGAUUAUUGAAUACCGAGGAAUCAUUUCUACGUGUAAAUGUGACUGAUACUUCACGUAUGCUAAUGAUUUGGAAAACUACUGAAAACAUUGUUAAGGGUACACUUUUCGAUCUGAACGCCUUUUAUUACAAGCGCUUGCCUCGGCAAAUCACAUUUACAGAAUCAUUUUUGAAGCUUAACCCUUUUCUGUCUUUGUUUACAUUACCGAUUACCAGUGAGCAGGUGGACUGUCUUGAUUAUUUGGUAAAUUAUUCUGGUGUCUGGCAGCACCAAAGUCCAUACAGUGAAACAAACGAUUUUUUCAUAUUCGCGCCAUCAUAUUCAUUCGAAAUUGUCACAUUCAACGGGAACCGCGAAUUUACGAUAUUUGUACCGUCUAUACAGAAAGUUGUAUUGAAAUGGCUGGAUGAAAAUUUCGAUGAUGCAAUUGGGCAGAAGUCUGAUCUUGCAUGCGCAUAUUUGAAUGCAGUUGGUCUUGCAAAAACACCUGAUAUUUCUGAAAGCAGUGAAACAUCAACAGUGCCACUAGAAAAUGAAUCUAUAAUCAUCUCAUCACUGCUGUUUAAUGGCGAAAUCAAUGAUACACUUAAAAAACACAUUGUCACAUGUUCAAGCUACGAUACAAUCCAUCAAAUCGCUUCACUUAUAUGGAAAGAAGUCGUUAAUGCAAAACAAAAAUUCGAUGAACUUUGGGAAAAUGCACCACGUCACAACUAUUAUCUUUCAUGGACAUUUUAUUCAAAUUUAAUCAUAAAAUUGCAUAGACGGCAUCAAGCCGCAAAAUUUCAGUUCAGAGACAUUGAGGAAGAAAUAGCAGAGCCAUGGUUUGAUCAUAUUCCAAGAACAUUAUCAACUGCAGACAUGUACUGGUUGCGAAACAGCGCAGCAGUUUUUCAUUAUGCUGCUGAACUAUUUGCUGAAAUUUCGAGAAGAGUGCCAUCAGAAGCAACUGCUUCAAACUAUAGUAUGAUGGCAUCCAGAAAUUUGGUUUUUUAUGCAAAUGUCGUGUUCCUUUUUCAUCAUGGUGGAUUGCUUCCAGUAAAAAAUUACACUGCUUUUAAUGCUCGUAUGAAAGCAAAAGUGAAUGAGCGUAAAAAACGUUUACCCCCGGGCAGUAAGCUAUAUAUAAUAAAUUUGCUGGAAGAAAUGCAAAGUGCUUGUCCUAACGAAAUUUUUUGGUGUAAUCUAACUGCCGAUGAAUGGUAUCCACCGAAUUCAAUUGGUGUUUUGCUUUCGGCUACACUUGCGAUAAAGAUCACUGAAACAUCAAAACACAAGUUGAUUGGAUAUUUUUUGCUUGAUUAUGAUGAUCUUAUGGGGAAGGAGUCAAAAGUCUUUGAUCGUUUUAAAUGGCGCUUUCCAUAUCAAUCGAUAUGUAAUCAGAUAGAAUCAAAUUGGAAAAAUGACUGUGGAUUAGAGGAACCGCCUACCAAAUGUGAAAAAAUCACGAUUACUGAUGCAAAAGCGGAAGAGCACGUUUGUGAAGUUCAACAACUUAUGAAACGUUUGAUUCUAGACAGAAAAGAAAUUGAAUUUAUAAAAGAGAACUUAUUGAAGAGGCCUAAUGGGAUUCGUGAAUGGAAUCGUUUUUGCUUAAGACGUAAAAUGUUCAGUCGUCUCUUGCCGGCAAAUCGUUGUGAUCGAUGGACAUCAAAGAUUUUGGAAGAUUUUCCACUAAUUCAAACAAAUUAUCCAUAUUCAGGUGUUGCUCUUCCCACAAUACAAAAUUCAGAUGAUGGCGAAAAGAUGAUAAACGAUACACUAUCUAGGCAGUGUGCAGCUGCCCAUCCAUAUUUAUCACCAGCUAUAAGACCAUGCAAUAAAUGUCAAAUGCUGGAGACACCACAACAACUGCAUGAUGUUGUCCGUGAAUCAGUUGAGUUAGAAAUAACUCCAAAAACAUUUAACUAUCCUACAAGUCCCGUGUUUGACAGACGUGUUUCGAAUUACGAGAGAAUUUUGUCUAAAGAAGAUCUUGAAAAUGUUCAACGUUUAUUACAAACACCCACACCACGACGUCGUUAUGCAUUUGGGGCACAAACAGAAGAUUCAUUUGCAUCGUUGACGGGUGAUCAGUUCUCUCCAGUUCUGUUACCGGCCUCUAUUUUGAAAACCCGAAAAGGGCGUCAGCAUACGAAUACAUCCGCUGAUGCAACGGAGUCACAGUUCAAAAGUCUUCGCUUUGAUCUUUCAAACUCAUUCAUGUCUAAUUGUGAGAGCAUUUCAUCAAAUACUAAUCAAAUGGAAGAACAAAAAUGUGAAAAUCAUCCCCUCGAAACGAAAUGUGUCGAUGAUUUGGAUGCACCGGAUGCGGAACUUAUGGACAUGAACAAAAAGAUUUUCUUGGACAAACACUUGGAGGUGCAGGAUAAGCUGAAAAUUUUGAUAGCUGAAGGAGAAAAAAGUGAAUCUACUGAUGCUGCAAAUCACGGAAAUUUACACAAGUUAUCAAUUGAAGAGCAGAGUGAUUCGGAUAUUAUAGAAAAUCAAGAAAGACAAGAUGAAGCACAUGAGAGAGUAUUAGGACAUUACUCCGAAAAGCGAGAGGAAAUAAAAAGUCAUGAUAAAAAUGAACCUUCGAUUAUGAAAAAUCAUAAUUUCUUAAUUCAGGAAAUUUGUACAGCUCCAGUGAUAGUGAGUUACGAAGAACAGGAGGAUCCAAACAUUCCAUUGGACGGAGGAGCUCAGGACAUCAUUUCGGAUGUGCACACAGAAAAAAAACGAAAUAUACAAGAUGCUGGUGGUCUUGAAAGUAUUUCAGCAUCAGCUACAAAAAUCUCCAGACAUGCUACUACUAUUGAAGUUAAAAUCUCUCCAAGACCACCGAAAAUGCGAUCAAGUUCUUUAAUUGAUGAAGUGGCAGCCGGAAUGGAAGGUGACAUUGCAUCAAUUGUUAAUGAACCGUUGCAGAAAAAAAUUUCAUAUGAACAAGAGGAUGAAAAUGACCCAACAUCUGUGGAAAUCGAAAAAGCAGUAGUUCAUCACUCUGAAAUGAAACCAACGAAUACAUGCAAAGGAUCAGGCAAGAAAACGCACUCAUUGGUUCCAGUAACACAGGAAAUAAUAUCGAAACAAGUUUUAUCUAUAGCUAAAGAAACCGAAAUGGAGCUUCCUGAACCAGUAAGUCCUUUUCUGGGGAAGCGCAAACCCAAACAAGAAGAUACUGCUAGUAAAGGACAAACAAUUCGAAUCUUUUCUAGCGAUUCAUUUCAAUCGUCAAGUUCUGGUAUGCUUACAAAAGCUUUACUAUUUAUCAUUGCUUGUAAUCGUCAAAACUAUAGUGAAAUAUCCACUUCAUCACAUCGAAUGCUUACUCGUUCUGCAGCUAGAGCAACUAAAUUGGUAUUACUGUCGCCGGAGUUUAAGAUGACAUCAAGAAAACGCUUAGAAAAUGGGACAAGUCCACCGCAUAGCCGAGAAACAACACCAAAAUGUUCGACUCGAGCCAUAGCUUCUGCCAAAAGUUCACGGAAAACUCAAAAAACAGGACGAAAACGUCAAGGGAGUGGAACAAGCUCAUCGCAUAGUCGAGAAACGACGCCGAGACGUUCAACUCGAGCUGUAGUUUCUGCCAAAAGUUCACCGAAAACUGAUGAAACAAGACGAAAACGUCGAGGAAGUGGAACAAGCUCAUCGCACAGUCGAGAAACGACACCGAGACGUUCAACUCGGGCUGUAGCUUCUGCCAAAGGUUCACCGAGAACUGAUAAAAUAAGACGAAAACGUCGAGGAAGUGGAACAAGCUCAUCGUAUAGCCGAGAAACAACACCGAGACAUUCUACUCGAGCUGUAACUUCUGCUAAAAAUUCACCGAAAACUGAGAAAAUACGACGAAAACGUCCAGAAAGUAGAACAGGUUCACCACAUAGUCGAGAAACGACACCGAAACGUUCAUUUCAAGCUACUACUUCGGCUAAAAGUUUACGUAAUGCUGGGGAAAUACGAAGACAACAUUUGGAAAGUGAAACAAGCUUAACUUAUAGCCGCGAAGCAACACCAGAGCGAUCAAUUCGACUUACAUCAGUCAAAAGCUCUCCAGUAAGAAAAUCGCUUCGGCACAGCCGAGCACAAUCAGAACACAUUGAAGUUGAAGAGACUCUUCCAGUUGCAAUCCCAAAAGUUUCACCAAAUCGACGAAGACGAGCUGCAUCAGAAGUGUCCCAAUUAAACGAGACUUCGACUGCGUCUCAUCCUAUGCUAACUCGUUCAGCUAGAAAAGCAAAAAGUGAAAGUGGAUCACCUCCCAAACAGCGAAUUUUGUCAGGAUUUGAACCAACUUUGGCGAAAAUAGAUGAACUACCAAAGAGAAAUCGCUUACGUGUUGGACGAAAGACUACUGCGCAGGUUCUAGAAGAAAAAAAUAGAAGGAAUUUAGAUACUGUUUAA
Molecule: messenger RNA, 5415 nt
Organism: Acanthocheilonema viteae
Lineage: Eukaryota; Metazoa; Nematoda; Chromadorea; Rhabditida; Onchocercidae
Source: the annotation of a GenBank genome assembly